AAAUUAGUUGAUAUGAAAAAAGAGAGUCUGACCCUGCUCGUUCUCCUCUUCUUGAAAUUUUCAACCGCCAUCACUGAUUGCAGCUACAAAGGCGAUAUGUGUAAAGUGGACGUGGAAAAUUGCUUAAAGAAGAAACUUUACGAUGGCGAUAUGACAGACUGUACUGGUCUUUCACAUCAAGAUCUUUUCAUAUCUCGAGGUGACGUCGAAUUUUGGAUUGACAUCUAUGAAAGAGGAAACUACGCACGGAAUUUGACGUAUACUAUUAUUUCAGAAAUCGGAGAAAGCUGGCAAAGUGUUAAAGAUUGCUGCCAAAUGACUCCAACUAGCACUUGUAUAUUGCCGAAGGGGAAAAAGAGCGAAGUAUUUUUUAUUUACCUGCCAAUGAAACGAGCUGGACAGUACUGUGAACUACAGUUAUUUGAAAAUCAAAAAGAAUUGAAAUGGUGCAGUGAAACGGAUAGAACUCCAUGCAAAGAACUGGUUCGUGGUAUUAUAUCGAUUAAAGGAAUUUACCAUCCCCUCUCGACCGACAAUUUUCAUCCUUCCGUCGAUUUCUGCUUUUUCCGCGCCCCUGCUGACUUCGUACAAAUUGGAAAUGGAUCACACAGUGAAUUUUCUCGAGACGUGAAGGGGAUGAAACAUGAUGAAAAUCAGAACAGCGUUCUUGUUGGGAAAACAUUGAGGAGAUGUGAUCUAUUAGAAAAUAUUAUAGCAAAAAACAUUACCGAGCAUAUUUCAUCAAGGUAUAAACGAAAUGCUGAAGAGACUGUUUGUUUCUUCACACGACUAAAAGGAUAUGAUAACAAAUGGAGCUCAAAUCCAAUAUGUCAAAUACCCUGCAACAAUGAGAAAUAUUGUUUCUUGCAUCAACACAAUGUCAUGUGGAAAACAAUUGUAACAUUAUCAAUAUCAACCGUACUUCUCAUAAUUGUGUUUUUUACGUGGAAAUAUAGAAAAUCUGUAGCUACAUGCAGACCAUCGUUGGAAGAUUCAAUAAAAGAGUUGCCGGAUUCCUUUGUUGCUCGAAAUAAGGACGAUUUUGUCUUUGUCACAGAUGUUACUUUUGACGCUAUUCAUCGGGAUUGCGUGAAAGAAAUACCUGCGAAACUGAAAUCCACAAACUUUUAUAAAAAAGAAAACAACGAUUCGGAUCGAUAUAUUUCCGUGCUUACGGGUGGCCAGAUCAUAGGGACACUUGAAGAAAAAGUCGAACUUAUUUCAAAGCAGAACAAAACAACAGCUGAAGUUAACAAAUUACAUGAUGAAACAAAAUAUAGUGUUAUUUCUGUACUGCUCGAGUCUGACGACGUAACAUGGGAUCAACAAGAUUCUGGUUUCGAAACUGGUAUACCAAAUACGCAUUGCAUCAGCUUCGAAAAACAUCCUGAAGUAUUAGAAAAUAAUAGAAACAAUGAUUCUGGUUUUUCGGAAUCCAGCAAAAGAAGUUCAGCUAAUAGUGAAAUAGUAUCACUAACUAGAUCAAGCUGCUCUGCAAAUGACGAAAUUGGUAUAAGUUUUCUUACUGCAAAAAACGAGAUUGGUUGUGAUAUAAUUAAUUACGCAUUGCCCGAAGUGGAAAAUUACACAAUGAGGAGUGGCGACUAUAUGGAAAAGAGUUCGUUUCUAACAAUCUCCGACGCAAAAAUUAAGAAUGCCGGUUCAAAUUUGUAUUCUCAUCAAAAACGAAAAACGUCGUCAAGUUCUGGUUGCAUAAGUCUAGAUUUUGAUAACUGUUCUUUGGAAUCGUCAAUCGAAGAAGCAGCGGAUGUUGAAACUCCGGGAUUCUACGUUAGAAAAUAAAUCGAUGCUAAAUUUCAUUAGUUGCUUGAAUAAAGAAAAUCUAUUUGAAAUAAAAAUGAAUUGGUAAAAUUUUUGGUGGAAUUAUAAAGUUAUAAGAAGGUUUUAGACGUUGUCAUUUUUUGUUUCCGUUCCAUAAUUUUGUAAAGUAAAAUUUUAUGCUUUCCAUAUUUUGUUUCAAUCCUAAUCCGUUUUAUUUUUAGAGAAUUCUGCUAUAGAUAAAAUUUGCAACUUUAAUUAUAUGAGUGAAAAGUAGUUUAAAGUUUGUAUGAUUAUUUAUUUAACUAGAUCCCGUUUCAAAAAAUUCACGAAAAAAUUAUAGUAAAAAAUGCGCUAUAAACGCGUGUUGUCGCUAGAAGGCUAUAACUUCUGUUUAUUUCGACGGCGACGUAAUGGCAUAAUGUCAAAUGUCUGAUAGUUAAUAAGAUAUUUUUUUACUGUAAGCAGGUUUUUUAUGACAUCGAAUAGUUUGCAAUAUGAUUUUGCUAGCCUUUUGCUAGUAUGGAGAGUGGACCUACUACUUAGUUUUAGCUUUAGUGUUCAUAUAUUUGAGCAUUGGUUUCUUGCUGUGCUUAAAAAAAUGAUAUUUCAAAGUUGAAGCUAUCAAAAAUUUAAUAACAUGAUAAUUUACAUUCGCAACAAAAUAUAAUAUUUUUGAUAAAAAAAAUUGUGCUGCUCUGAUAUGCCAUCUCAGCAGUUCCACCUAUAAUAAUUCAUGAUUUAAGAUUAAUUUAGACGAAUAUCAAAUUCUUUAUAAAUCAAGAUAGGUGUGG
Styela clava is the source of this 2573-nucleotide messenger RNA. The record is from RefSeq and is a predicted model, not a curated record. Lineage: Eukaryota; Metazoa; Chordata; Ascidiacea; Stolidobranchia; Styelidae.